Parnassius apollo (apollo) is the source of this 342-nucleotide messenger RNA. The record is from the annotation of a GenBank genome assembly. NCBI's taxonomy places the organism in Eukaryota, Metazoa, Arthropoda, Insecta, Lepidoptera, Papilionidae.
UUGUCGCGCAGCAGGCGGUCGGUGGCGGUAAGCUUGGCGGCCAGCUCGUGCUGCAGCGCGGCGGCCAGCGGCUCAAGCGCGCGCGCCGCACCUGCGCCCGCCGCCGCCGCCGCGCGUGCGCCCGCCGCUUCUCCCACACGUGCCACGCGCUCCCACCUGCCGGCAACCGGCCUUUAUAACACGCGCUACAAACCGCGCCACAACCCGCGCUACAACCCGCACCACAACCCGCGCUGCAAUGUACUACAACCCGCGCCGCAAUCCGCGUUACAGUCUGCCACCACUACCACCCACGUUACAACGCGCAGUACAGCACGCGCUACAGUCCAGUUCGCGCUAUAA